AUGCGCCGAGCAGCGCACAGACAGAUGGAAGAAGAUCCAGACAUCGACGACUGCUUCGCAUACUUCAGGCGGAAGGACUCGUUGGUAGACGUGCAGUGGGUCAAGGAGCAGAUUUACCGAACGUCGUGUGUCCCGGAGAAAUUCCCAGCGACAAGGUCUCUCGUUGAAAUUUUCCUGGGGCUGGAUAGACCCUGCGAAGAGACUGUGGUCAAGAAUGAAGUGGGAUUUCGUUUCGAUUAA
Ectocarpus siliculosus is the source of this 240-nucleotide messenger RNA. NCBI's taxonomy places the organism in Eukaryota, Phaeophyceae, Ectocarpales, Ectocarpaceae. The record is from the annotation of a GenBank genome assembly.